Messenger RNA from Xyrichtys novacula (pearly razorfish), 6975 nucleotides. The record is from the annotation of a GenBank genome assembly. Lineage: Eukaryota; Metazoa; Chordata; Actinopteri; Labriformes; Labridae.
AUCCUUUGUCGUCCGGUCCCGGUGGAAGGAAGAUGGCGGCCAUUGAUGGAAUGGGAAUGCCGCUGCGGUUUUGAUCGAAAAAAACCCCUGCAUAUCCUGUGUUUGACGAUUUAUUGAAUGUAUUAGAAAGAGCAAGCGGGCCAUGCAGGACGGAAACUUUAACCUUUGACUUCAGAUUAUAUCACUGCAGGUAAAUAACCAUCACAUUUCUUAAUUUGUUUUCUUUAGCAAGACAGCUACAGUCAGCUAAAUUAGCUAACCUAGCUAGCUGGUGAGCAGCUGCCGACACAUCCAUGUAGAGACCAAACGCCCUCGGGUAUUCGAUUAAAACACUCAAAAAAUGAAGAAAUCGCGUUAUAGUAACUGUGUGAGUGUUAUCUACAAGGAUAUUAAACUAGACAAUCAGAAAAUGUGACAGAAGCGUGAACCUUAGGGGGUGUGCAUCAUGCUGCCUUUAGCUUAGCUGAGAGUUAUUUUAGUGAGAAACGGUUCAGAAAAACACUAAAAUACUGAGAGAGAAGCUUCAAAACAACAACACAGAGACACAGGGGGGUGUUAGUGUGUAUCUGUAUGAUCGUGGUGUUAAAACAGAGAUGUUACACAAAGGGACAGUUUGUGACAAACCGUCAGGAUCAAACCUGGAUCUUCACCUCCUUUACCUCUCACAUCCUGAUGGUUAUAUUUAAGAUUAAAAGACAGAAUUAAAGAAAUUAUGAAACAUUUAAGUAAUCGAGUCUGUUUAGAUUUAAUAAGGCUGAUCAGAGUCCAGAUUAAUUCAGAUUAAAGCUGGUAUGGGAGCUCAAACAAGUCCUGGUACCUGCAGAAGUCUUUUGUUUGUUAUUAAGAGAUUAUUGAUAUUGAGUCUUCUUAUAAAUCUGACAGCUGUGUGUUUCUUAAAGCUCUGUGAAUAUCAGUCAUAACAUGAUAAGGUUGUGCGUUUUUAUAUAUCAUACAUCAGAGAGUGCUUAUUGGCAUUGUUAUGAAGUAUCUCGAUUUUUUCAAUGUUUCUUUCUUUCCUUCUUUAUUUAUCUCAAACUUUAAGAACAACAACAAAAAACUAGAAACAAAAAUACAGAACAAAAUAAUUUAAGUACACCUAGGGCUGGGCGAUAAAACGAUAACAAUAUAUAUUGAAUAUUAAUUUCCGAAGCCGAUAAUGAUAAUCAGUGUUAUAAUAUUCAGAAUUAAUAUUACUUCUAUGCAAUCAAGUAUAUUUAGCAUAAAACCAUAUUUUUGUUAGUUUACUUAUAUGAAUUUUUUAUUACUUCUGUAGUUUGAUUUAAAUAUUUUUAUGUUAUUGUUCAUUUUUAAAGUGAAUGUUUGUUGUUAAGCUACUGAUCAGUGAAAACAAACUAAUUUAGGUUGAAAUGAAGAGUAAAUAAAGUGUAUGUGAUCUAGUUGUGCAGCUCUCAUCACUCUCAGAUACAGACUGUGUGUUUUCCGUCCGUUCCUCCAGAUACUUUCCUGGUUCCAGUUUGCCAAAGUGGACCUCCAAGUGUUUCCUGCUCCAGCAGAUUUCCCUGCUCAUGGACUUGACUCCAUCAUCAGACUUUAAACGGAGGUCAGCCGCCUCCUCCUCUCCCGGUGGGGUCAGAGAGGUUCCCAGGAGUCCUCCUCUGCGCUCGCCAUCCUUAUCUGUGUCCUCUCCUUCGUCUCCUUCGUCCUCACCCUUGUCUACCUCCUCCUCCAUCUGCGCCAACACGUCAGUGUAUCGGAACCAUGUAAAGGGUGAGACCCCGGGGCCGGAAGUGUCCCGGGUCUCCUCCACAUCUGCCUCUACAGCAAUGCAGUCUCACUCCACGCCUCCACCCAACACAGACUCCUUCUCUCACACCUCGGCUCAGCAGAGUGACUGUGAGACAGAGAGCAGGAAAAAUGACAUCUACGAUCCUUUCAGUCCAACUGAGGGAGCCAAGGAAGAGGGGGAGGGGGAGAAGUACGACCCCUUCGACCCCACAGGAUCCCCGGCAUCGGACGCCGACGAAGGGAGCGGCGACGUGGCGGAGGUGAAGACAAACAUGGACAAAGAGGAGGAUGAAGAGAAAGAGGAAGAACCUCCAGAUUCCACCGACAACCUGACAAACCUCCCCAGCCCCCAUCUGGCCCCCAAGCUCCACCUGAGGAGGAGAGUGGACUGUAGCACCUCCAAAUCCGGAGAGCAGAGGGAGGGGGGCGACUCGGACAACUCUGAGAUAGAGGAGGGGGAGAUAGUGGGGGCUGUGGACAGAGAGGGAGGCCUCAAGAGAGCAGCAGGAGAAAUCCUCCCUCUGAACUCCCCCAGCGUCUCCUUCUUUGGGUCAAAGCCGGAGAGGAUCCUUCGGGUUCUGGACGGGGAUGGCUUUGUGUCCGUGCGAACGGAGGGCACCUGGGAGGUGGAGCCAGAGGAGGAGCCUGUGGUGGGAGUCGAGGAUCUGAGGAGAAAGCUGGUCAGCAGGAGAAAGGAAAGAUAUCUCUCAUUCCCUCCUUCUUCCCCGCUGUCUCCUCAUACACCUCCUCUCCCCACCCAUGCUCCAGCCUCUGCACCAUCCUCGCCCCUCACCCCUCCGGUGGAGCAGAUCAGCAAGACCACCAAGCCCUCCAAGAGCUCCAAGGACCGUGACUCACAGAAGAGCAAAGACAGAAAGACUGGUGAGAAAGAGGAGAGGAGGAAAAAGAGAAGGAAGGACAAGGAGGGAGGCCGAGACAGGAGCAAAGAAAAGGAAGGAGGACACAAGAAGGAGGCGAAGGGAACGAGGAGCAGCAGAAGCAGCAGCAGGAAGAGGAAGAAACGGCGGCACAGCAGCCAGGAGGCGUCCUCAGGGAGAGCGGGACACAGUAGACACUCCUUCUCCAGUCAGUCUGAAGAACGACUCCGAGAGAGGGACAGAGACAAAGACAAAGACAAAGACAGAGAGAGAGACAGAACCAGAGAAAGAGAGAGAGACAGAGAUAAAGACAGAGAGAGGGACAGAGACAGGGAGAGAGACAGAAGAAGAGAGAGAGACAGGGAGAGAGACAGAGAGCACAGCCGCACCAGUAGUCGAAGACGAGAAGACCGAGAAGACCAAGACUCGAGCUCCAGAAAGAAGGACAGAGAGCGGAGAGGGAGACAUUCGAGCAGCAGAGAGCGAGAGAGUUCGAAGAGGUCGAAGAGGAGCAGAGAGAAGAGAGACGGAGAGAGAGAGCGGCAGAGAGAGAGGGAGCGCAGACGAGACGGACGGCCUGUCGUCCCUCCGUCCAUCCAAGACCUCAACGGCUCCGAUCUCUUCGCCAUCAAGAGAACCAUCACCGUGACGACCACGACCACCACCACCACUGUGCCCGGCUCCCCCAGACUCAACCCCUCCUCCCCCUGUCGGCCCGCGCUGGAGUCCGACAAACCCCACAAGAGGAAGAAGAAGAGGAAAUGGCACUCAGCCGGCGAGGUGGAGGAGCGAGGGAGCUGCCACAGCCGCUCGCAGUCUCUGUCGCCCCCCAGGUACCACAGCUACGAGUCAGACCACUACUCAGACAAACUGGAGAUCGAUGUGUUGUCCCUAGACGGCGAGGCUUUGGACUCUGACUACCCCUCUCUGGAGGACACGCCCCCCGCCGUCCUCCCACCAGAGCCGCCUGCCCCAAGUCCUAAAACGAAAGUCGCCCCCAAGACCGGACGCCAUCAGAAAAAGAAAUCUCGCACGUUCAAGAAAACGGGCCCGUCUGAAUCCUCCUCCUCCUCCUCCAACAGAACCAAAAACAAAUGCCUCUCCUCCAUGAUGGUGACCUCAGGCUCCACCUCCGUCUCAGCUGGUCCUCCGUUGGCGAAGCGGACCCGGAAGAUCGGGAAAGACAAAGAGCGGGAAAAAGGGAGCAGGAAGGAACUGGGUCGCUCUGGGAAAUCCAAGAAAGAGGGCGGCAGUCGAAAGGGCAAGCUUCAGUCCAAAGUGUCGGUACUGGUGCGUGAGGGUGUGAGCAGCACCACAGGGGCUUCUGUCGGAUCUGGAAAGCUGCCCAUGGACCUGCUGGGACCAGGAGGUGCAGGAGGAGGUUCUGGGAGCUCCGUGGUGGGGGGGUCUAUCGCCGUUGUCUUCUGCAGGGACAACGAGAGCCGGUCUCCUUUCCUCAAACCGUGUUCAGAGCCGCUGUCUCUGGGCAGCCGGGGGAAGGAGCUGGCUCUGGGGAAGAGGAGCAGUCUCGCCGCUCCUCCGUCCUCCUUAACAAGUCCCGCAGGACUGAAGUCCAAGAAGACCAAACCCAGCUCCAUCACCUCCACCUCCUCCUCUGCCUCCUCCCCAUCUUCAUCCUUGGCAACCAAACGCCGUCGCCGUCUGGGUAAGAAGACCCGAGAUAAAGGCGGAGCUGCAGGGCUGGCAGCUGGAGACAGCAACCAAUCAAAAGCCUCCUCUGAAGGUUGGGGCGGAGCUUCCCUCGACGGCCAAUCAACAGCUGGAGAUGGAAACAAGUCAGUCAGUCCACAUCCGGCCCCUGCUGGCCCCGCACCCUGCUCCUCUUCCUCUUCCUCCUCCUCUACCUCCUCCACGAGUGUGCUCCCGCCCUCCUCCUCACCCCCCCACACUCCUCCCCCCUCCAUGGCUGCGAUGCGGGACACCAGGGAGUCUUCACCGGACUCUCAGACUGUGGACAGCAGCUGUAAGACCCCUGAUCCUUCUUUCCUAGCAGAGGACUGUCCCACUCAGACCAGCCCCACCCUCCCAGCAUCCAGCCCCUCCAGCAUGUCAGCCCCACCGGGCGUGGGCCACAACAUCGCCUUGUCUGCACCUCCUUCCAAGCCUCCUCCCCCAGAUGAAGCCCCCAAAUCUUUGUCCUCCCCGCCCUGCUCCUCUUCUUCAGGAGGCCUCAACUCCAUCUCUCUGCCUCUGUCGUCCUCCGACCCCUCCUCCUCUUCGGUGUCCUCCUCCUCUGCUAGUAAGCCUCCGCCUCCUCCACCCCCUCCAGCGGCGCCUGCUCUCCCCUGGAGUCUGCAGACCGGCGUGGACUGCACCACUGGAGGAGUCCUGGCCUGUAAGUGUCUCCAGAAGUCUGAACGUUCUUUUCACACAGACUGUCCUGUCUCUGCAUUAACGGGUCGCUUUCUUCUCCUCCUAGUAACCGCUUUGCUCUUCAAGAUGGAGGAGGCCAACAUCGCCAGCAGAGCCAAAGCACAAGAGUUCAUUCAAGCCACCAGCCAGGUAAAGGAGCGGUGCAGAGCGAGUGAGCCCAAAGUCAGAGCUCGUUUUUCUACAACUUUUCUCCCCAAACAGAACAAAUCUGCUCCAAUCCACUUUAUUUAUAUAGCACAUUUUUAAAAACAUUGUAGUUUACGAAAGUGCUGCACAACAGAAUUAAAAGAACAGACACUGUAGAAAACAUCAGGAGGAAAUAAAUAAAAGCAGGUAAAAAACACAAAAGCAUAACAGAAAUGAAAGUGAUAAAAGGUCCAUAAAGGACAAAAAAGGACAGAGAUUACACAACUCUCAUGCUGAGCUAAAAGCCAAAGAAUGAAAAUGAGUUUCAAGACGUGAUUUAAAAGUAGAAAGAGUCAAGGAUGUUAUUAUCUUGUGGCGAUCCGUUCCACAAUUUGGGAGCUACAGCUGAGAAAGCUUGGUCGCAACGGGUUUUCAAACGAGUAUUUGGGACUGUAACUCCCGAGACUUAAGAGAUAACUGCCAGAUAAGAUGUUUACAAAAGUUUUAUUAAUUUGAAAGAUUUUUUCGGUGUCCUUCAAACAGCUCCGGGGAACAUUCAGAGGUUGUUUUGCUGUGUUUUUGUCUUUACUUGUCUGUCUCCAGCCCUAACCAAAAUAAAUGUAGCUGUAGUUGCUAAAUUUGUCAGAACGGAUUAUUAUUUCUCGCUCCUUAUUCUUGAUCCUUGUUCCUUCUUUUCAGAUCCUCUCACAGGCCAAUCAGAACCAGUCUCAGCAGCAUGCCCCGCCCUCCUCAGCGUCCUCCACGUCCUCACAGAUCCCGCCCCCUCCGUCUCUUCCUCCCCCUCCCGGUCUGAGUCCGGCUCAGUUCAUCCUCCACAGCUCCCUCCCGUUAGUCGGCUGCACCAAGACUCCGCCCUCUCUCCUGCACCCUUCCAUGGGUGGCGGGUGUGCACAGACCCCGCCCCCGAUGCUGCCUGCAGGGCUGUCAGGAGUGACUGGGAGCUCUGGGGACAGCGGCUGGGACAAUGAGAGCAAAGACCCUGAUAAGGUGAAAUAUUCUGUUGGUGUUCUGAGUGUCUCCCUUUUAUUUCAUACAUAAAUAAACUUGCUCUUGAUGUGCUGGAUGUGUAUUGUAACGUGUGACCUCUAUAUCUCAGUACCUGAAGAAGCUGCACACUCAGGAGCGAGCGGUGGAAGAGGUGAAGCUCGCCAUCAAACCGUACUAUCAACGCAAAGACAUCAAUAAGGACGAAUACAAAGACAUCCUGAGGAAAGCUGUGCACAAGGUCAGAAUCAAAACAUUCAUGUCUAAUAUCCUCAUUCUCAGUUCACUACAAACUAAACUGAUCAAUGUUUCUGUGUUUGAUUUCUCAUCAGAUCUGCCACAGCCGCACCGGAGAAAUCAACCCGGUCAAAGUGAGUAACCUGGUGAAGCUGUACGUCCAGCGCUACAAGUACUUUCGGAAACACGGCCGCAAAAUGGACGAAGAAGAGCGUGAAGACAGAGAGCCAGGAGCGCUGCACUCCUCCGCCUGAGAGGAGACUUUUUACACAUGAACCCCCAACCCCCCCUUCCUUCUGCUCAAACAUCCAUUUUUGUUAUCUAAUGUUUUUAUGAUUUCACGGCCCACCUCGUCAAUGCUUUUAUGUGAUCUUAUGGAAGUCUGUGAUCUCACUGUAAAUAUGUCUCACAUAUUCAAAUGUAUCACGUAAACAAUGUCGAGCAGGUGGAUGCGGUCAUGCACACCUGUGUGGUCUGAUAAGAAGAUCCAGUACACCAAGCCUGCAAUAAACUGACCUUUGUGAAGUUCAGUGUGUUCAGCUCUUGUGUUGGUAUCCUUGAGAAGCUUGAAAUAAAUGACUUAAACUUA